Molecule: messenger RNA, 1055 nt
Organism: Chlorocebus sabaeus (green monkey)
Lineage: Eukaryota; Metazoa; Chordata; Mammalia; Primates; Cercopithecidae
Product: cytochrome c-like
Molecular function (GO): electron transfer activity; heme binding
Source: RefSeq, a predicted model, not a curated record
CACCUACCCACUCCCAAUCCCUGGAAAGUCAAGAGAGAAUUUCAAGAUCACAUAGACAAUAUCAGCAAAGUCAGGGUUAGAACCCCAAACCCUCCAAAAACCUAGUCUGUGCUCCUACCCUGACACUGUAUGUAAGAGUAUCUUAUAUUUCAUCUUAGCCAAAUGGCCGAGAAGCAAUAUAUAACAGUAUCUCCAACGGAAACACCUUAGAGCUAGACCUUCCUCUGCAAAUCACAGUUUUCCUAAGCAAUACUGAGAGACCUCAUAAAAUAAGAAGAGUAGAUUGACAGCAAAUGUUCUCUUUAAAAUGAAAAGAAUCCUUGAAGGAAUUCAUUUUUAAAAGUGUAAUUUUCAAGACAGCGGGACGUUCCGCUUCACAGAGGGAACCUUCAUAGUGCUAGUGAUGGAAGAGAAUUAAAUAUGGGUGAUGUUGAGAAAGGCAAGAAGAUUUUUGUUCAGAAGUGUGCCCAGGGCCACACGGUGGAAAAGAGAGGCCAGCACAAAACUGGGCCUAAUCUCCAUAGUCUCUUCGGGUGGAAGACAGGUGAAGCUGUUGGAUUCUCUUACACAGACACCAAUAAGAACAAAGGCAUCACCUGGGGAAAGGAUACACUGAUGCACUAUUUGGAGACUCCCAAGAACAACAUCCCAGGAACAAAAAUUAUCUUUGCCGGCAUUAAGAAGAAGGCAGAAAGGGCAGACUUGAUAACUAAUCUCAAAAACGCUACUAAUGAGUAAUAAUUGGCCACUGCCUUAUUUAUUACAAAACAGAAAUGUCUCAUGACUUUUUUAUGUGUACCAUAAUUUAAUAGAUCUCACAUACCAGAAUUCAGAUAAUCAAUGACAGAAUAUUUUGUUCGGCAGUCCUGAUUUAAAACUAAGACUGGUUUGCGGUUAAAUGAAUAUGUUUGGUUUUUUGAAUUUUAAUAGUAAUUCCAAUUCAGUAAAUGCUAACACUAUUUACCCGUUCUAAAGAUAUGAUUCGAUUUCAUUAGUAAUGUUCAACUUUUCACAAAGAUGAAUGCCAUCUUAAAACUUAAUAGAGAUUGGUUUUA